AUGGCGGGCUUUCCUUCAUCUGGCUCUAAGCCGGAGAAAUCCAUGUCGUCGCGUCUGCUGACUAUGAAGUUCAUGCAACGCGCCGCCGCCUCCGCAGCUGUCAAUGAAUCCCAAUCCCCCGCCGACACGCCCAGCCCCAAACGCCACCGCGCAGAGCAAGAAGCCGCGAGCCCCGCCACCCAAUCAGACCUGGAGGCCAUCUCGGCCGCUCUAGCGGAGGAAGAAAGGCAGCGCAAAGAGGCAGUCAGUCGCAAGGCCGCCGAGGCAGGGGAGUCCGAGUGGGUACUGGAUUUCGAUACCCCCCAGUACGCGCCGCAGCCGAGGGUGGUGACGGCGGAUUCGCUGGACGCGGAUGACAGGAACAUGGUGUCCGGGGGACGGCAGAAGUUUGGGAAUUUCAAGCGCAUGAAGACGAUUACGACGGCGGAUGGCGAAACGAUGACACUCGGCGAGGACGAGGCCGAUGAUGUACUCAAGCAAGAAAAAGAGGAAGCGCAGAAGAACAGAAAGCCCGUCAGGAUAGACAAGAUCACUAGCAUCUCGGGGGCAGGAGGUGUGGUCAAGGACCGGAGUACCGGAUCGCCAUCGCAGUCGAAGAAAAAGAGAAAGCAUAAAUAA
Aspergillus steynii IBT 23096 is the source of this 618-nucleotide messenger RNA. RefSeq lists its product as uncharacterized. The coding region runs from base 1 to 618 and encodes 205 amino acids. The record is from RefSeq and is a predicted model, not a curated record. The transcript has 3 exons. NCBI's taxonomy places the organism in Eukaryota, Fungi, Ascomycota, Eurotiomycetes, Eurotiales, Aspergillaceae.